AUGAGUCAUGUCGGCGGUGGCGCCGGCGGGAUGCCGCCGCGGCAGCCGCAGAUGCGGUACGUGGCAGGCCUCGCCGCGGCGGCCGAUCCCGAGUUUGUCGCGCUGCGCGCCUUUAUCCGACGGGAGAUAUUCAAGUGUAUAGAAACGAGACCAGUGCCAGCUCACCGGCGGCGGCUGCUGCCAGUGAUUGCAAAGCAGAUGGAGUAUACCUUGUAUAGAAAAUACCCAAACAAGAUGGACUACGGCAAAAUGGCGAAAGGGCCAAUUAAGCCACUCAUUAUGUUUGUUGUGAGGACCUUGCAUGCCGAGAGCCAGCAACAUCGACAAAACCAACAAUGGUCAAGACAGAUAGCUUCUUCCACCCGUUAUGGGAUAAUGAUUCCGACACCUGGUAUCACACAAGGCGCAAGCGAAACUUCUACAACGUCUUAUCUAACAUACAACAUGGAUCCUUCAUCUGGUGCCGGCUUGGUUCCAGGGAGUGCCAAUAGUGGUACCUCGCUGCGAGGGGGAGCUCCUGAUGAGCAUGUGAACACAAUGUUGUCUCAGGGGAUACUCCCUACACAACAUGGUUGGUCUAGAGCGUCCAACAAUAACCUUGUAAUAAACACAGUAGACACACCUGAAACCAACAAACACUUGUUGACUCAGGCAUGCCCCGCACCUUCGAAGGAUCUCCCAAAGGAACCAAAGUUCAGCUGCCCAGUCUGCAUGAACGAGUUGGUCGAUGCGUCGUCGACUAUCUGCGGCCACAUCUUCUGUCAGAAGUGCAUCGAGGCCUCCAUCCAGGCUCAGAGCAAGUGCCCUACCUGCCGUAGGAUGCUGACCGUGAACAGUUUUCACCGUAUCUACCUCCCGACCAUGGACUGA
Messenger RNA from Triticum turgidum subsp. durum (durum wheat), 870 nucleotides. The record is from the annotation of a GenBank genome assembly. NCBI's taxonomy places the organism in Eukaryota, Viridiplantae, Streptophyta, Magnoliopsida, Poales, Poaceae.